Pezoporus flaviventris is the source of this 1866-nucleotide messenger RNA. RefSeq names its product 1-acyl-sn-glycerol-3-phosphate acyltransferase alpha-like. Lineage: Eukaryota; Metazoa; Chordata; Aves; Psittaciformes; Psittacidae. Bases 297 to 1286 code for a protein of 329 amino acids. The record is from RefSeq and is a predicted model, not a curated record. The transcript has 6 exons. Gene Ontology annotation, molecular function: 1-acylglycerol-3-phosphate O-acyltransferase activity. Gene Ontology annotation, biological process: phosphatidic acid biosynthetic process. Gene Ontology annotation, cellular component: membrane; endoplasmic reticulum.
UCUGCUCCAGGCCCUGCACCAGCUCCAUUGCCUUUCUCUGGACCUGCUCCAGCACCUCUGCAAUGCCUUUUAACAGCCCAGGAAGGCAUUUCCCAGCAGUGACUCCUCAGGUGACCCAGGGUCCCCGGCAUUGACUCACCACCACUCUCCACCCUUGGUGGGGUUGCCUGCCUCUCAUCUAAGCCAGUCCAUCCUCAAGCCUCUGCUCAGGGUGAGAUACACGCAGCACCUUGCCCUGGACCAGCCCCAAACGCCCACAUGCUGCUCUGCUGAUAGAUCUGAUUCAUCCACCAUUCAUGCUCCUCGGCAUCCCCUGUGCCAUUCGCCCUGCUCCUGGGCUGAGCUCCUCAGCAUCCUCCUGCUGGGGCAGCGUGAUGGAGGUGGUCCUGCUCCAUGGGCUGCUGCUCCUCCUGCCCUUGGCAGCCCUGCUGCUCUACCGGUACAAUGCCACCUUCCACUACUUCUGCAAGGUGGCCUUCUUCAACUGCUGGAUCACUGCCAUGGCCACCCUCCUGUCCCCCUUUGCAGCUCUUCGGGGACGCUCUGUGGAGAACAUGAAGCUCCUGCGUGCUGCGAUCCUGCCCCUCAAACACUUGUAUGGCAUCAAGAUGCAGGUGUGGGGCUUGGAGCACCUGAACACCGAGGAGCCCUACGUGAUCGUUUCCAACCACCAAGCUGCCCUUGACCUCAUGGGCAUGGUGGAGGUCAUCCCUGACGGCUGUGUGCCCGUGGCCAAGAAGGAGCUCCUAUACAUGGGCACGGUGGGGUGGGCCUGCUGGCUCAGUGGCAUCAUCUUCAUCGACCGCUGUAAGAGGGAAGAUGCCAUCAAUGUCAUCUCCCAGACAGCCAGGACCAUGCGGCGUGAAAAGCUCCGAGUGUGGAUUUUCCCUGAAGGCACCAGGAACCAGGACAAAUCCAUGCUGCCCUUCAAGCGUGGGGCUUUCCACUUGGCUGUGCAGGCUCAGGUUCCCAUUUUCCCCAUCGUGUUCUCCCCGUACUGGGACUUCUUCAGCUCCAAGGAAAAGAAAUUCACCUCUGGGACGUGCACCAUCCAAAUCCUCCCCAAGGUGGAAACCCAGGGCCUGAGCUCCACGGAUGUCCCCAAACUGACCGAGACUGUCCGCCAGGCCAUGGCUGAUGCUUUUGCUGAGAUGUCUGCGAGCUGCUGUGGGGACCAGAGUGCUGAGCAUCCUCAGCGCCCGCACUGCGCUGGGGCCGGGGCUGGGGCUGGCAGGGGGACGGGCAGCCCCCAGCGCGAGGAGAACACAACUGGGACCAGCAAUUAGGCACAUGGAUCAACCCCCUCGAGGCCGCGAGGGAGGUGGCACAGCCAGAGCCUGCUGUCCCCUUGUCCCCUGUGGAUGUGUCCACCAGACCUGCCACUGCCCCAGCAGCCUGGAGCAAAGGGAAGCAGAGCACUGCAGCACGGGGACAGGGCAGCACCCCAAAACCAGUGCAAGGUGCCCCUAAACCCACUCGCUAUGACUGUGCAUCCCCUCCCUAGGGCACUGCCUGCCUCCCUCCAGCUUGGUGCUGUGUCUGGUCCUGGGUAACAAGCCCUGUCUGCCUGGAUUGCUCCUGCAUGCACACUGGGAAGGGGACAGAGAUGUGCCAGGCGGGGCUGGGGCUUCACUGCACUGUUUUCCACCCCUGAUGGUGUGACUCUCAGUGGGGUUCACCCACGGGCUCGCUGGGUUCCUUCUUCCAGAGGCUACUGCAAACUGGAGAUGCUGCUCCGAGGCAGCAAGCUCUGAGGAGGGGUCCAGAGCACAGUGCGUGGCCUGGGGAGGAGCAGCAGGUCCAGGGGACCUUGUCACGAUGCUGAACUAUGAGACAAGGGUGUGAGAUUAAACAGUCCAUACUUGG